CCCAGUUUUCCGGAAGUAAAUAUGAGGAUGUUAAGUUUGUAGUUCUCCAGCAGCAGCGGACUGAGUUUCAGCGUGUUGUUUAAAUAUUAAACUGUAUAUUAUAAACUAAAGCUACACCUGUACCUUCAGUAGAUGCCCCCGAAUCAGCAGGAAUGUCGGACAGGAAGCGGCGCAGAGAGCACAGCGAGGAGAAACGCGACAAAAAGAAGCACAGAGACUCUAAACACGAGGAGAAGAAAUUCAAGAAGCAGACCGCUAAACUCAGCCAGGAGGUGCAGGCGCUAAAACACCUUGAGACUUUCUAUGAGAACCCUCCUCCUGGACUUAUAAAGGAAGAAGAAUACAGACCUGAAGACUGUAUACCUGAUGCUCCUGGUAAUGAGGAUGCCAGGGAUUUCUUGGCCCAUGCACCAACCAAAGGACUGUGGAUGCCUCUCGGAAAAGAGGUGAAAGUAAUGCAGUGUUGGAGAUGCAAGCGGUAUGGCCACAGGACUGGUGACAAAGAAUGCCCCUUUUUUAUCAAAGGGAACCAGAAACUGGAGCAGUUUAGAGUGGCACAUGAGGACCCAAUGUAUGACAUCAUUAGGGAAAACAAACGAAAUGAAAAAGAGACCAGGAUCCAACAGCUGAGACAGCUCUUGCAGGACACCACGUCUGAUUCAGACUCUAAAUCCAGCUCCUCCUCCUCCUCCUCCUCUCGCCACACCCACAAGAAGAAGAAGAAAAAGGAAAAGAAAAAGAAGGAGAAAGUGAAAGAAAAAAAGAAGAAGAAGCACAAGAAGAAGAAGAAACACACGUCCAAGAGUAGUGAUGAUGGCUCAGACUGAGAGGAGGAUGUUAGUAUUGAUAUCUCUGUUUACUGAUGAGAGAUGUUUCUAGAAGCAGCUGUAGAGAUGUAGAAGCUACGGGGAGCUCUGCUGGACCUCUCCUUAGGCUCCACCCUUCCCCCUACUGUGCAGGGUGCUUCCUGAAGCUGCUUAAUAAUGCAUACGGGCGUUUAAUUCCCCCUGUCAAUAAGGAUGGUCUGCUUGUGUGACAUCUCUAUCCGCUCCCCCUAUAGCUGGAUGGAUUAUAUUAGCAUGUUUGCGUCUCAAGAUUGUUUUUUGCCUGAAGAGGAAGUGAAGUCUGUAUUGAAUGAGUACAGAUUGAAUGUCACUUUAUUUUGAAAUGGUGUUGCGUUUGAUAUCUUUUUGAAUGUUGCGUGCGCUUUACAGAUGAUUCUUUUAUAUAAAGCUUUUUACCCCACCAAGACUGGGUCAAUAACCUAGACUAAAGCUAGAUAUCCAAUGGAUUUUCAUCAUAUACACUGCAGGGUAGUCCAUGACUAGGCUUCGUCCAUGUAUUUGACCGGCCAUCCUGUGUGUUUUGAAAAGAAAGGAAAUGUUUGUAAUAAAAUGCUGCUUCCAUGUGCUGUUCAUUUGUCAGACAGAAGCAUGUAAAUUAAUAUACUGCAAGUGUAUUCAUUCAGUACUGCUGUAAAUUCAUUCAUUUAUUCAUUUGAAGUGACUUUAUUAAACACAUUUUCAGUGUUUCAUUCA
Messenger RNA from Astyanax mexicanus (Mexican tetra), 1538 nucleotides. It is a transcript of the gene rp9, whose product is annotated as RP9 pre-mRNA splicing factor. NCBI's taxonomy places the organism in Eukaryota, Metazoa, Chordata, Actinopteri, Characiformes, Acestrorhamphidae. Gene Ontology annotation, biological process: RNA splicing. The coding region runs from base 153 to 827 and encodes 224 amino acids. The record is from RefSeq and is a predicted model, not a curated record. The transcript has 6 exons.